Molecule: messenger RNA, 399 nt
Organism: Orbilia oligospora ATCC 24927
Lineage: Eukaryota; Fungi; Ascomycota; Orbiliomycetes; Orbiliales; Orbiliaceae
Exons: 1
Coding region: 1-399 (132 amino acids)
Source: RefSeq, a predicted model, not a curated record
AUGUCUUCGGAAGCUGAAAAUAUUAAUGGGACAUUACACCCAUAUGCUACGCAUAGGUCAAAUUCUUCGGUGCGGCGUGUGAAGUCUUCAAAUGAAAUCUACGCCGCUCCUCUGAGUACGAGACCAGACGAUCCUGGAUAUUUUGCAAUCACAAUGGUCAAAAAAGCAACUCAAGCGAUGAGCACGGCGCGAAUUGCCACUGAGAGAUUGAAUCGAUACCUCUAUCAACGCGAUGCCGCGCAAGAGCAGGAAUUUCAAAUCACCUGCUGUGACCUGGGACGGAGGGCCUGCUGUCAAAAUCUCACCUCUAGAACCCUACCGGAUGCGGCUACAAAUUUGAAUCCUUUGACGUGGUCACCAAAUUUACUCUCCAGUCCUUCCCCCACCGCCAAGCCAUAG